Molecule: messenger RNA, 4110 nt
Organism: Geodia barretti
Lineage: Eukaryota; Metazoa; Porifera; Demospongiae; Tetractinellida; Geodiidae
Source: the annotation of a GenBank genome assembly
AACGCUGACUGGAACUGUUGUUGGUCUAGGUCGGAGGAGCUAUGAGUGGCGAUCCCGAGCUGCAAGCACUUUUCGACAGUCUGGACUCCAAAAAUCCAAUGGACUCCAAAAGUGAUGAAGAAUUGGAUGAAUUUCUUAAUGAUUUUAUAGGUGCUUCAAGCGGCCCUCCAAAGAUGUCAGAUUCCCAGAAAGAGCUCGACGAACUUUUGAAAAGCAUGCUUAGUGAUAGUCCAGCUGAUCAGAAAGCUGCUGGCCCAGAAAAGGAGACGGCGAUAUCUGGACCUACUGAAUCUGAACCUUCUCCAACCACUCCUGUUGAACAACUGCCAUCACAUUUGCCAGUUGUGCCUGAGACUGGUGGACAGGAGGAAGAAGUUGCAGAGGUUUCUGAGUCAAAGGCUCAACCAGAAAGUUCAACUGAAAAAUCACCAAAGCCGACCAGGGAGAAACCAUUGGUUGAGGAUCCAGAUGGAAAGUUGCAGCAUUACUAUGAGGCCAUAGUAGAAAAGGUUCCGCCGGAAGUAGCCCACAUAGUUGUGUGGGAGGGAGCUGCAAAGAACAGGAAGAUCAUGAGCACUAUGAAUGAUAUAGUGGAUGAAGAGAGUAAUUUCCUGUUGGAAUAUGAAGCUGGACGUGUUGCUAAGCUCUUUGCAGGACAGCUGGGGUCUCACAAGAAGAUAGAGAAAGAGUUUGUACCAGCACUGAAAGCUUUUGCCACGUGUGGCUGGGAACCCUUCGAACAAGUAGCUAGUUACAUGCUGGCAAUGCUCCUGGUCAGGGUGCAGAAAAGAGGAGUAACUCUUGUCACUGCUGCCCUCCCACAAAAUGUUUUCUACCGUGUAUUGGGAGAUGCUGUCACAAAGAUAUCGGAAAAUGACAAUUGGCCAAAAUUUGUCGUGAAGAUGCCAAAACCUGACACAGUUUUGUCUCCUAAACAAUUUACUGGCUUUCUUGUCCAAGAUGUUGCUAAUAUCAGUACAGCAGACACCAGAAUAAACUGGCUUUUCAUCCUCGCCUAUUCUGGUGAGGACAUUCAUGAGGAGGUGGUGAGCGGACUGAGCGAAGAAUUCCCAUGGGCCAGUAUGUUGGAAGAGCUGUCUUCACUCAUUGACAACAAGGAGUUCUAUGACCAGAUUCUGGUCAAGAAGGCAGGAGUGAGAGCUGUCAGGAUAUGGGGAGACACCACUGUUUUAGAGGAGAGGAAAGACACUCUGAAAAAACUGAAGAUAGAGAUUGGUCACAAAGAGUUAGAAAAGGUUCUGGAGCUGAUACUGAGCACUGCCACAUUCCCAGUGGAGGACAUAGAAAGUGACCCUGACCAGCCAUGUCUACUGGUAACUUGCCCCACCAUUCAGUUGGCCGUCAAACUCAUUCAACACACGGUGAAAACUCUGGGCAAGAUUGAUGCUGAGUCCGCUAUCAGGGACCUUGUUAAGCAAGGGAUUGAAGACCAACGACUGGCAGCAGUGGCGAGGGAAAUGUCAAGACUAAAUGUGAUUGAUGAGGAGCAGGUCGAGGACGUGAUAUAUAGCUGCUCCUCUGAAGGCCUUCUUCAGAGCUGUGCUGAGCUGCUUCGAAUUGCCCCCAACCCUCGCUCUCACCCAAUCAUGGAAAUAUUGGAGGAAAAGGAUGAAAAGACCUGUUACAAGGCACUGGAACUCCUCAGCCCAGAUCUCUAUGCCCCAAACUGUAGCCCUGAAGAUACAAAUGCUCUUCACCUGGCUGCAACGUUUGGUUACACCACAGUCGUGAAGGAAAUCCUCACUCGUGGUUUCCACCGGCUCUUGAAUAAGCCAGGCAACCCUGCAGUCACGAUCAAUGACGUAAACAGGCAAUCUGUCCGACCGGCCAGCAUAGCAGUUCAGGCCACUCAUUUUACGACUGCCAGUGAACUGUUUAAGGCCAUGGAACCUGAAGAUGCAAAGAUGCUCUGCACAGCGACUACUGAUGUUCCAAACCCAGAGAUCAACCUUCACAAGGUGAUGGCGCAGAUCAGCAGUGGAAGGGGAGGAAGGUGGAACAAGAAAGCUGUCGAGGAGGCAGAUUGGAAAGACACUCCUGUUAAGCUUGAAAAGAAGGAGAUACGAGAUAGGAUUGAGUUCAUGCAGACUGCCCUGGACACUACAGUUGAUGGCCGUCGUGUAGAUCUUACACUCUUGAUUCAAGAUGAGUGUGGAGCCAUCCCGGGGCAGUUCAGUGGUGGUGGUGGUAGCGAUGGACCUCCACCUGACCCUGAGGCAGCCAGGAAGAAAGCUGGGAUCACACUCUAUGACAAGAUAGCUCGGAGUGAAUGUGAAGAACUGAAGAGCCACGAGUGCUUUGCAACACUUACAAGUAUUAUCUGGAUUGACUACGGAAUUGUUCAAGGGAUGCUCUUUGGUUUCUAUCUUUUGUUCAUGGCAUUCCUAACAACAUCUCUGGUGCUGGCAGCAAGAAAUGGCGAACCUGGGCAGUACGACAGCCCUCUUGACCGGUUCCGCAUCUUCUGUGAGGUGGUCACUCUGCUCUUUGUGUUCUAUGAUCUGGCUCUGGAGAUUUACGAGCUGGGACAAGUCAUAUACAGGAGUUUAAAGCAGCACUCAGUGUGUGUUUGCUGUAGCAGGGCACUGGGACGAGAAAUAACUGAGACCACUGGGAAUGACAGGGAAACGGGUGGCAAAAAAGACGGGGAGGGUGAUAAAGACGAUAAAGACAAUGAAGAGGAAGAAGCGGAAGAUGAAGAUGAUGAAUUUGACUGGGACGAAGAUGAUGAAAGUCACGAGCCAGAGGAACCUAAGAUCCACCCCUACAUAGAAGUGGUGAAAGACGUCAUUUCCGGAUACUUUCUGAACUGGCAGAAUAUGUUGGAUGACUUGGCAAUUCUCUUUGUUCUGCUGAUAAUCCCGUUCCGUAUAGCUGAUUCCCAAAACCAGUGGAUAUAUGCUGCUCUGGCCUUUAUGUUUCAUGGGCUCAGGAUCUUCAAAUAUGCCAUCAUGUUCAAAUCUGUGGGAGAAUACGUGGCUAUUCUGGUGCUGUUGAUCAAGCGAGAUGUCCCUCAGUUUGUGACCGUGUUCAUGGUUAUCAUCUUCUCUCUGGGAGGAGCCCUGUACCUCUCUCUUGUUGGGUACUACAACGAUGGAAACGUGGACACAGAGAACAACAAUGAAACUAGUGAGAUUUAUCUUCUCUGGUGGACCGGCUUUCGUAUCUUGGCAGAGGGAAGUGCCCUAACUUACUAUGGACCAGGCGGAUUCAAUUGGCUGGGUAUCCUGAUCUACUGGCUGUUCCUCUUCAUUGUGGUGGUGGUCCUCCUAAACAUCCUCAUUGCUCAGUUUAGCAAGAGCUAUGAGGAGGAGAAAGAGAGAGCUCAGAUUAACGUCAUCAUCACUCGAACAGAGAUCAUACUCCGGAUGGAGCAGUCUGCUCUCACACGUCCAUGUGUCCGGAUUGCGAGGAAGGUUAGAGCAAAGCUUACAAGAAACACAGUGGAUUAUCAGAGUGUUGAAAGACUGAAAGGUUUUGUAGGAGAAAGAGAGAAUGAAAAACCUGCUAGCUCUGAGCAGGUGGAAGAGUUGCAGACACAAACUACAAAUCUUGGCCUACAGCUACGCAAGCAGAUGGACGAUAACACAGGAAAAAGCCAACUCAAGGUGGAAGAAAUAAAGGCAGAGAUUGGGAAUCUUGUUAGAGAGACAAGGGAAGCCCUUCAGACCAUGAAAACUGAACUGGAUGGUAAACUUGUUGGACUGGAGAGGGCAGUCAUUGACACACGGCGAUACGUGGAUGACAUAAAAGAACUGCUUCUGUCAAUGAAAGAUAAAUGACAGAGUUUUCUAAAAUAUUGUAUGUACAGGAACACUCACAGGCUUUUAAUACUUGUUGAUCUGUUGGGUCUCCAAAAGCUCAAAUCAACUGGUCGAUUUCCUUUCAUCUCUGCUCCAUUUUGUUAUAGGUUCAAUGCUUAUACCUCCAUACAUCAACCAGACUGCCAAGACAAUAUAGAAUAUGAAACACAGAAAUCAUGUUAUUCACCCACGGCCACAUUCGAAGAGCUCCCCUGAGUCGGACUUAACACAUGACACUCAGUUAGACAAGACUCUCUCUAGAAUGUAAUAAUUAUCAUAAUUAUUA